AAUUCAACAAGCUCAGAGAGGGAGUGACAGCCCAGAAGCGACACAGGCAAAACUCAGGGCCUGUUAAAACAACACGCUGAACACCCAUCAACAAAACUGUCCUUUGUUGGAUUUCUUUGAGCUGCCUGCCGGGCGGGCUCCCGGCCAAGACUCCAAGCAGCGGCGCCCAGCGCGCACCACGCUCACGCCAGGCGCCGGCCCUUCGCCUUGUCUCGGUGUAUUUCGCCGCAGCCCAGGAGCGGGGCUCAGCGCACUGCACAGCCCGGAUCCCAGGCCUGCGGCGGGCGCGGCGGGAGGCCGGGACGCAAGGAGUUAAGCGCGGGCGGCCGAGCCGGGCUGCGGAGAGGCGGCGGGCGCGGGAGCUCGAGCUGCAGACUGCUCCAGCAGGGCCGGGAGUGCAGGCGCCCGCGCAGCCCCAGCCUCAUCCCCCGGCCUCAGCCUCGCUCAGCCCCAGCCCUGGCUCCGCGCUCCGCGCUCCACGCUCCGCGCUCCAGGCUUCCUGCUCCGCGCUGCGCCCUACCGGGCACGGAGAUCUCGGCGCAUCCCCAGGCAGACCAUAGAUUACAUAGUCUGUGGUAGCCGAGUGGCCUGAAGUGUAACCAGAUGGAGUCCUUCCAGCACAUGUCCCCAGAAGGUGGCACACAACUUGGUCACCCAUUGGAGAUAGAGAAGAGGCCAGCAUCAGAGCUCUCAGUGAACUAAUCAGACUCAACAGCCCAGAGGGCUGAGAAGGGGUCAGAGUGACUUUGCAGCUGGGGGGCUCCCUCCCCCAAUGCCUGUCACCAGAGUUCUUUAGCCACACCCUGAGUGAAGAAUAAGAUGUGGGGAAUGGAGACUGUGUCCUGUAAAUCUGCUCUCUUGGCCCCAGGCAGCCCACCUUGACCUUGCAUUCCAGUAACCUUUGUCCUUGUCACCUCUGGACUCAGCCAGGAGCUGGCUUGCUUUCCUGCUACAGUGUCUCCGUGGAGGGAUCAGAGCAUCGAGCCCAUUGCGGUUUCAUUCCUGUGGAGUCCUGAGAAGCCACUCCCUCCACGCCCCUUCCCAGCCAUCCACUCAGCCAGCCCCGAGCCAGUCCGGAAUGAUCCUGCUAUGGCCAAGCUCUGGUUCAAGUUCCAGCGGUGUUUCCGGUAUUUCCGCAGGAAGCCCGUGCGCUUCUUUACCCUGCUGGCUAUCUACCUGACCGCCGGGAGCCUCGUCUUCCUGCACUCGGGCUUCGUGGGCCAGCCCGCGGUGCCCCAGAGCCAGGCCAGCCCCGCAGCGGGAAGCCAGGCAGAAGGAGCCGAGCUGCCUUUCCUGGGUGACUUGCACCUGGGCAGAGGUUUCCGGGACACCGUGGAGGCCUCCAGCAUUGCACGUAGGUACGGACCCACAUUCAAGGGCAAGGACAGCAGCGAGCGAUCCAAGCUGGGCGACUACGGAGGAGCCUGGAGCCGAGCCCUCAAGGGGAGGGUUGUUCGGGAGAAAGAGAAGGAAAAGGAGGAGGAGAGAGCCAAGUACAUCGGCUGCUACCUGGACGACACCCAGAGCCGGGCCCUGCGAGGUGUGUCCUUUUUCGACUACAAAAAGAUGACAGUCUUCCGUUGCCAGGACAACUGUGCUGAACGGGGUUACCUGUAUGCUGGGCUGGAGUUCGGUGCCGAAUGCUACUGUGGCCACAAAAUCCAGGCAGCCAACGUGAGCGAAUCGGACUGUGACAUGGAAUGCAAAGGAGAGCGGGGCAGUGUGUGUGGUGGCAUCAACCGUCUCACAGUCUACCGGCUGCAGCUGGCCCAGGAGUCUGCCCGAAGGUAUGGAAGUGCGGUGUUCCGGGGCUGCUUCCGCCGACCCAACAACCUCUCGCUGGCCUUGCCUGUGACAGCUGCCAUGCCAAACAUGUCUGUGGACAAGUGUGUGGACCUCUGCACAGAGAAGGAGUUCCCCCUGGCAGCCCUCGCCGGCACCGCCUGCCACUGUGGCUUUCCCACCACACGGUUCCCUCUUCAUGACCGGGAGGAUGAGCAACUGUGCGCCCAGAAGUGCAGCGCGGAGGAGUUCGAGAGCUGCGGGACCCCCAGCUACUUCAUUGUGUAUCAGACACAGGUCCAAGACAACCGCUGUAUGGACAGAAGGUUCCUCCCAGCCAAGUCUAAGAAGCUCAUUGCUCUCGCCAGCUUCCCGGGUGCCGGCAACACGUGGGCUCGCCACCUCAUCGAGCUGGCCACCGGCUUCUACACUGGCAGCUACUACUUUGAUGGCUCUCUGUACAACAAAGGGUUCAAAGGUGAGAGGGACCACUGGCGAAGUGGGCGGACUAUCUGCAUCAAGACCCACGAGAGUGGCCAGAAAGAGAUAGAGGCCUUCGACGCAGCCAUUCUGCUCAUCCGCAACCCCUACAAGGCCCUCAUGGCUGAGUUCAACCGCAAAUAUGGAGGCCACAUAGGCUUUGCUGCCCAUGCCCACUGGAAAGGCAAAGAGUGGCCUGAGUUUGUGAGGAACUAUGCCCCGUGGUGGGCCACGCACACGCUGGACUGGCUCAAGUUUGGCAAGACUGUCCUGGUGGUGCACUUUGAGGAUCUGAAGCAGGACUUGUUUACGCAGCUGGGCCGAAUGGUCAGCCUGCUGGGCGUGGCGGUCAGGGAGGAUCGUCUGCUGUGCGUGGAGAGCCAGAAGGACGGCAACUUCAAGCGCUCGGGGCUGCGCAAGCUGGAGUAUGACCCUUACACAGCGGAGAUGCGCAGGACCAUUGCCACCUACAUCAGGAUGGUGGACGCAGCGCUGCGAAGCCGCAACCUCACUGGGGUGCCUGAUGCCUAUGGUCCAAGAUGAUGGGCAGCCAGGGAGGGACCCAGCACCGCGUGCCCCUUGGCUUCAAAGAGCUGGCUUCCCUCUGGCACAAAGACAGCCCCGGGCUUCUGCCUGCCUUCAGAAAGGCCUCUCCGAGGCCUGAGGAGAUGUCUAGACACCUUCCCCUUGGAGAGUAUGCUGCCUGGUUUGGGGUGUCCCUGUCCCUGCCGUUGGUGGGAUAAGGGAGAGGAUAAUCUGACAGAGGUUGGGAGGUUCUGGCUGUGGCAGCUGAUGGACAUUUUGUAAGCAAUGACCCUGUUCUGACUGUGUGGGCCCCUGCCUCUUCCCCUGAACAAGCAUCGGCUUUCUGAUCUCUCUCAGGCCACCUGUGUGUGACAGCCAGCCAGCUGGGACCUGUCUCUGUGGCCUUGGGUAUCUGACUUCUGAGGUAUAGAGACUGGUGCUCUGGUGUUACAGUGCGAGCCCUCCCCACCCCCCGGGCUAAAGCACAUAUGGAGCCCAAGCUGGGUGUUGUCCCACCUUCAGGACAGCAACCCUGUCCUGUCUGCUCAUGCUAUCCUGUCUUGGGGAGGGGGUGACGUCACGGUUCUUGAUCCUUCUUCCAAAGUCCCUUAGGUACCAAAAACCAACCCAAUAGGUUGGCCAUGUGCCACAUACGAAGCCCCGAGGACCCAUCUUUGCAGGGUGGGGCCUGCAAUGGCUAUCUUACACUGCCCGACUGAUCCCUUAACCAGGGAGUCCUUUACUAUCCAGGGCAGAACAAAAGUGCUCCAACUCAGUGGGAACCACACCCAAAACUGUCCCCUACCUUCUAAGCCAUCAGUCUUCCUUCCCUUGCUUGUAGCCCAGUAGGGCCAACCCCCACUGGGGACUCCUCAGAGUCUGCAGUAAAGAAUGGCUCUCCAUUCCCAUUAUGCCACUGCUCUCUCGACGCUGAGACACCAAAGGAUUUCUGACUCGAGUCACAGAUCAUGUUUUAUGAAGCAUGCAUCCAGGAUCCCAUCCCCCCUCUGGCUUUCCCUCCCAGCCCUUCACCGUCCCCAUUAUAUAAAUGCAAAAGCCAUAGUCACGGCCCCUCGCUCUUCCGUCCGGAGUAGCCCCCUGCAACCUUGGGGGGCAAGCAAACACUCGUUCCCACCUACCCAAGGAACCCUGGAGAAGGUUCGUGAAAAGAGAUAUAUUUUUUUAAGAGGAAUAUGACCAAGACAUUCUACCCCUUGGACACUGGCCACAAAAAAAGAAGGACCAGCUUUCCUUCCCCAACACCCUCAUCUGGAGGGUUUGGACCACCCCAGGGCUCAGCCAAGGGGACUCUGAAUGUAUUUUGUAUGGUGUUACCCACCCCAGACUAAUUUCUAGUUUUCUUUCACUGGGUAGUAGAGGGCCUGGCUUCCCUCCUGCUUGGAGAUCAGCUCUCACUGAGAGACUCUGGGCCCAGAACCUGGGCUGGUUCUUUGCUAGUGGCCACCUCUGGUCACAAACUUUCUGUUCGAAGAUUCCUCAGGUCAACACUAUCAUUAAAAGAGAGUUUUGUUGCUAA
Molecule: messenger RNA, 4324 nt
Organism: Mastomys coucha (southern multimammate mouse)
Lineage: Eukaryota; Metazoa; Chordata; Mammalia; Rodentia; Muridae
Gene: Wscd2
Product: WSC domain containing 2
Exons: 10
Coding region: 1090-2805 (571 amino acids)
Source: RefSeq, a predicted model, not a curated record